Drepanopeziza brunnea f. sp. 'multigermtubi' MB_m1 is the source of this 747-nucleotide messenger RNA. Lineage: Eukaryota; Fungi; Ascomycota; Leotiomycetes; Helotiales; Drepanopezizaceae. The record is from RefSeq and is a predicted model, not a curated record.
AUGGCAAGUUAUGGAGCGGGAUCUGGCGAACCACGGAGGAAGGUACCACUCAAGGUCACCGAUACUCAGGAGGAGCCAUUCCAAUCUAUCAAUACACGCUUCACAACCCCUCCUUUCGCACCAUGGCAAGCCAAAUCCGCAAAAUGCCAGACCAGAGAAAACGACACCCUUCAAACCAUCCUCAAGAAGAUACUUUCUGUCCAAUCUGUUGUUUCGACCUCAUCCUCCCCCGCCCAGACAAAUCAAGACCCAUCGUCGGAUCUCUCUCUCCAACUCUUUUCCAACAUUGGGUUUGGAAGCUGCGAUGUGGUCUUUGCCCAACUGGGAACUGUCCACGUUGCAAAACGAGAAAACGACGAGGGCUCGCAGUCUGCUGCGCUCUGGAACGACUUUCGAGUCCGUACGAAAGCCGAGCAGGGUUUCAAGGUUGCGAGCCUCUCCUCUUUCUCAACAGUUUAUAUUCCCUGGCCUCUCUCCUGCGUUAGCCACAUGGAUACUGCUUGGUGGCUGUUCAACGCUCAUCAUGGAUUCCUAUCUGGACAUUAUCCUAUCUGGACAUUAGACUCUUCACAACUUGCUGAUGUCCGCAAGGAUCACGCCCUGGCCAGAAAUCAUCCGCGAAUCACUGACCUUUACUGUCCAGAGCAUAUGAAGGAAUCUCAUUUAGCUAGCCCUAGGAACAACGAUUGCCUGGAAAAAAAACCAAUCCAGAGCAGGAGUGUGAACGCGAAGACGACAGCAGAAUAA